AUGCCCCGAUCAUCAAUCUUCUCGAGCGAAUACUCACGCGGCCCACUGUACCAGUACUGGAAAGAGCGCAGCACGGAGGAGAAGGCGACGCGGGAGCAACGCAUCGAGGAGGCGAGGCUGCGCGCCCGGGGCUUCCAACCGCUCUCACCGGCGUCUGGCCCCUCAAGUCACGACUCGUAUGUCCGGCGUGCCACAAGUGGGCCGCCCGGGUAUAUCGCCGCUACGAACGGUGGUGGAAGUGGCAGUAGUCCUGGAGAGGGAGAUGGGGAUGUGAUCGAUGAGGGAAUCUUACCAGCGUCCUCCGCAAAUCCAUUACUGGCGACGAUCCGAGGGACAUCCAUUCGUGCCGCCGAGGCUGACUUCCUACCCUCAUAUGACGCCGCAACAUCAAUAUCAAUAGCAGCAACAGCAGCCUCCUCAUCAUCCGCCAGCAACGCCGUUCCUGUUCCGCGCAGCUCCAACGAUCAAAACCCACCACCACCUCAAGAUCCAGACCAAGACGGCCGCCUCCUCAACGCCACGGAAGAAAAAGCCCGCCUCGCGCACCUCGACUCCCAGCGCCGGGAAAUCGAGCGAGACGCCACGUUGGCGCGGACAUUGUCUUCGCCUGCAAGUGUCCUCCCGCCAGCUCCAUCAGCCAGUAUCACACCUUCGACGUCGACGUCAGCCGCGGCACUCGAUGGCGACGCCGAUGUUGGGUCGCGGUAUGCGUCGAUCGUCAACGAUACUUCUGACGAACCGGAGCCUGUGCCAGCGUCAAGGAGGAAGAAGAGUACGGCGGGAAAGGUCGGGCGAUGGCUUGCGGAUGCGGCGACCGGGUACACGAAGCGGCAAGAGCGGUUUUGA
This is a messenger RNA of Exophiala bonariae, 846 nucleotides long. RefSeq lists its product as uncharacterized. The record is from RefSeq and is a predicted model, not a curated record. Bases 1 to 846 code for a protein of 281 amino acids. The transcript has a single exon. NCBI's taxonomy places the organism in Eukaryota, Fungi, Ascomycota, Eurotiomycetes, Chaetothyriales, Herpotrichiellaceae.